This is a messenger RNA of Ilex paraguariensis (yerba mate), 1272 nucleotides long. The record is from the annotation of a GenBank genome assembly. NCBI's taxonomy places the organism in Eukaryota, Viridiplantae, Streptophyta, Magnoliopsida, Aquifoliales, Aquifoliaceae.
AUGUCUGUUUUUGGCGACGGUUCGGUGUACGACCUGGAGUUCAGAUCCACCGCAGAUGACGCGUGGUACAGCGCACGAGUGGUGGUAGAAAACGACACGAUGACUGUGAAGCUCUGUGAUUUUCCGGAUUCUGUCGACGAGAAGUUCAAUGCCGCCGAUUUCAAGACUCCGGAGGACGUAGACGAGUUCGUGCAGAGGUUCCGACAGAUAUCGGAGCAGUUACAGGACAGCCAUUGCUCGCGACUCGUCGAAGGCCUGACUGUCUGUGCCUUGUUUAAGUUGAAAGAGGACGAUAUUCGCUUCUACGACGCUGUUGUCGAGGCGGUGCACAAUAGCAAACAUUCAUUUGUGAAUGAAGAAGAGGAGUGCUUGUGCACCUUUGUGCUGUUCUGGCAACAUGGUCCCAAGUGGGGUGAGAUGACACCAGCAAAUAUUGCAGAUAUUUGCCUUAUUGAAUCUAGUGCUUCACUUGAUCCCAGAGUGACCUCUUUCUCAAGAAUGGCAAAGGAGAAAUUUGAAAUCUGUUCCCGAAAUUCUAGUUCAGUCUCAGAUGGUGGCAUUUCAUUGUCUAAGAUAGGUAAAUGUGAUAAGGAAAAGAUUUGCUCUACCAUCAAACCAAAGUCGAGUUCAUCUCAGUGUAUAAUUCAGGAGGAGAGUGCCGGGCAGUUUGGCAGUUUGGUGGGGAAAGCUGAAGGGAAGGUUCGCAAAAUAUGUCAACAGGAUCAUGAUAGAGAUUUGGGAGGCAAUUAUAUUGACAUGAAUUCUAUUAAAAAUCCGCGAAUUCACUAUUUCAUACUAAUUGAGAACAUAGAGAAAGACUUGUCCCCUUCAUCUAUCAUGGAAUUCAUCCAUAAACAAACUUCUGUCUCACCACUAGCAUACGUUUUCCCAAGUUUGUCAAUGGAGUCCUAUACAAGGGGAGCCAUUGUGUUAGAUUGCAAAAAGGAGCUUUGCAAGAUAAAUGAGUUUUUAAAUAAUCCUGAUCACAUUAUAUUGUCUUCAAGGGGAAGGCCGUGGGUCAUAACUGAAAAAUCAGUAAAGCAUGGAACUUUUAAAAUGGGUCUUGGGGGCUUGAUGCCAAAAUCUCAGUAUGAAAUUCAAAAUACAAACAUUGAGAAUGAAUUAAGGGUCGUUCAUUCAGGAACCGGAGAAUUCAGGACAGCAAAGAGAUUAAGGGACUUAUUUGUGGAGUUUGUGGAUCACCAACAUAGACUUCACAAGAGACUAGCAUUGGAGGAGAGGGAAAUCUUGCAGCAAAGACUUGCAGUUUAG